GCGCAACAUCGUCGCAUAAAUAAACAGUAUUAACCUUCAAUUUUCUAUUACCUUUUGGAUUCUUUCGCAGUUCCUCCACUUGCUAUCAGUUCUGCAACUUACCAGCCAAGGAUCCUAAGAAUCGUCAUCCGGAGCAAACUGCCCUCUAUGAUUAUCUCUAACUCUCCUCUCUUCAAAGAAUAUGCCCGAAUGGCUCUUGAUUCUGGAAACCGUAAUAGAAGGUCACCUUGUUCACCCUUGGGAAUUGUGGGUGCUAUUGUACAGCACUUGCUGGACUUUGCAAAGCUUGAAAUCACUCGAUUUAAGAUCAGCAAUGCUACUGAAGACUCCUUCAAUCUUGUUAUCGAGGGCCGCAUGUUUGGGACAGGAACGAUCUCUAGCGCCAUCAUCACAACGGAGGCAUCACUAUCCUUUGACGGGAGCGUAUUCGGACGUAUCAAGUUACCUCAAACCCAGACGAGUUUCUGUGGCACAAACUUUGUUGUUCAGGAACAGCGUAUCGAAAUUACCAACUAUACGAACUACUGUGCCUUUAUUCGGAGCAUCAUAGUCGACGACGCAACCAGCCUCCAAGUCGAAAGCAACAACUGCACAGUGAGAGCACUUGGUACUUCGUCUAUAUGCAACCUCCGUCUCGAUAUGCCACUCAAGGCUAUUGGAGGACCUAGGAUGGCAGUCAAGAAGCUUUCGCGCUUAGGUCAUGACGUGACAAUCGUAUUCAGCUUGAGUUUCUCAGGCCCUGUCGAACUUGACCAUGGUAGUUGUAUUUUCGAGCUUCGAAAUGGCCACAGUGAAACAUUAGCAGAGCUGAAAGGCGAACUGAACAUUGCCACAGGCCAGAGUGAACUCACUCUACAUGGAACAACACGAGAUGGGGUUGUGGUCUCAAACAGAAUCAGACUUGUUGGAGUCGGCGUGGAAGCGAACGAGAAGUCAUGGCUCAGUGAGACGAUAAGAGAGAUUGAUGUCGCCGUUGAACUGGAACCGAAAUGCGUGGAGAUAUUGUGGUGCUGAUAUACGCUUCGGGAAACCGUCCCUUGGCGAUACGGAUUUGAUACUGGGUCUCUUGAAUAUGGAUCUGACCUAAAUAUGGACAAUUUGUGUUGACAUCCAUUGGCAUGAAGUCAGGAUGUAUAAUAAAAAGGUCGUAAGAUUUGCAGUUUCAGGGUUGGCGAUCGA
Fusarium redolens is the source of this 1179-nucleotide messenger RNA. RefSeq lists its product as uncharacterized. Lineage: Eukaryota; Fungi; Ascomycota; Sordariomycetes; Hypocreales; Nectriaceae. The transcript has 2 exons. The record is from RefSeq and is a predicted model, not a curated record. Bases 148 to 1014 code for a protein of 288 amino acids.